CCGAGCGCCAUGCCGGAGAAAGCAGAGGUCAUCCUUCGCUAUGGACCCUACAGCGCCGUGGGCCUGGCCGUGGAGCACCGCACCUUCCGCCUGGAGGGUUUGCAAGCUGUGUUGGCUAAAGAUGGACAUAAGGUCACCCUAGAGAAGAUUGAAGAGUGGAAUGUGGUAGAGCUUGUAGUGAAUGAGGACGUCGUCUUCCAGUGCAAUAUCACAGACUUGGAGUUCGGAGGUGAUGGUAAACUGGACCCACUGUGCGAAGAGGCCAGGAAAUCUGUGUUAAAUGCCUACUGAUCUCCUGUGGCACCGACACACAUAGCCAUCAGCGGCUCCUAGUGCAUGAACACUGGACUGUCCCAGCCAGAAGGAGGUAAAGCUGGCCUGCCACACAGCCUGGAUUCCCAGCUGGUUGCCAAGGCCCCCCCCCAAUAAUAAAUCCACAUCAUUGGCAGCAUCUCUCAACCUCAACCCACAGGGAGAGUUUCCAAUAUCAGGUACACACUGAGCUGAAGGAAAUAAUAAAAUGCAAUCUAAUAACAAAGCACCAUGCCUUACUAAUAACACCUAGUUGCCAGAAGCAUUCAAAAUCCCAUUCUACAGUAAGCAAAGAGCCAGGAACUGGUGAAAUUAAAGAGCAGCUGGAGUGGGGGUGGAAACCCCGGCCUUUGAAAGUCUGAAUCAAAAGUUAAUGUCAGUAUAGUACUCAGAAGCUGAGUUAUUCCUACAGAUUUCUCUUUGCCACUGGAAUAAAUACUCAAAGUUGCUAAUAUGAAAUUUGCUGAAAUCAAAUCUUAAGUUCUCCUCUUUUAAAACAGGAAGUGUUGCCUUCUUUUUCAGUGUCAGUCAAACAGGAAGCUCUUCGGAGAGCAGAAAGGCCUGAGCAGAAGCAAGAUUUGGCCCUGUCCCUUUGAAGGAGGACAAGUGAGACACAGCCUGGCAUAAAGGGGCAUUUAG
Octodon degus (degu) is the source of this 951-nucleotide messenger RNA. It is a transcript of the gene CUNH10orf53, whose product is annotated as chromosome unknown C10orf53 homolog. NCBI's taxonomy places the organism in Eukaryota, Metazoa, Chordata, Mammalia, Rodentia, Octodontidae. The transcript has 3 exons. Bases 10 to 291 code for a protein of 93 amino acids. The record is from RefSeq and is a predicted model, not a curated record.